Molecule: messenger RNA, 1702 nt
Organism: Corticium candelabrum
Lineage: Eukaryota; Metazoa; Porifera; Homoscleromorpha; Homosclerophorida; Plakinidae
Product: solute carrier family 49 member A3-like
Exons: 9
Coding region: 35-1534 (499 amino acids)
Biological process (GO): transmembrane transport
Cellular component (GO): membrane
Molecular function (GO): transmembrane transporter activity
Source: RefSeq, a predicted model, not a curated record
ACAAGGUUCAGAGGCUGAAAUUCCUCUGACCGUCAUGAGUACCGAUGAGAAGAAAACGCUGUUGGAGACUGCAGAGACUUCAAACUUUCAAGCCUCGUUGUCGGGACAGCGGCCGCGGCCAGCCUAUAAGCUCUAUCCUGCCAGAUUCGUUAUCCUCGCCGUACUUGCGCUGCUAAACACAUCAAACGGAAUGUUGUGGAUUACGUUCGCGGCGAUUGCACCCAGCGUGAAGUCGUUCUAUAGUCUCGACUCUGACCUCCUUGUUAAUCUCUUGUCGCUCAUCUUCUUCGUCGUCUGCAUACCGGGUGGUUUCGUUGGAGCGUGGGUGCUCGACACAUGGGGACUGCGGACAGGGUUACUUGUUGGUGCAUGGUUGAAUGGAGUCGGAGCCAUCGUUCGAUAUUUCAGUGCAUUUGGCCACCACUAUUAUUCUGUCUUGAUGACAGGGCAAAUUUUAUGUGCCGCCGCACAGCCCUUCAUUCUGUUUGCACCGACAAAACUGACUGCCUUGUGGUUUGGCGAGACAGAACGUGCAACGGCUAACAUGGUUGCUUCCAUCGCGAAUCCUGUGGGCAUUGCGAUUGCUACAGCAGUUUCACCACAUUUGAGUUCUCCUUCUAGGAUGGACGUGUUAUGGGUCUAUGCAAUUCCUGCUGGUGCUGGGGUGAUAAUGACGACAAUUGUUUUCUGUAUCUGGGGUUCCAAGCCAAAAACUCCACCUUCGACAUCAGCAUCCGAUGAAAAGACAAGCUUUUGGAAGGGACUCAGGCAGUUUUGGAAAUUCAAAUGGUAUGUUAUGUUAAUGAUUGGUUGGGGAUUCGGAGUUGGUCUGUUCAAUGCUCUUCAGACAUUUAUUGAGCAGCUUGUGUGCACAAGAGGUUACUCAGAGGGAUUUGCUGGAUUAUGUGGAGCUCUCCUCAUUCUAUUUGGUAUCCCCGGUGCUCUCAUAGCUGGCAUUAUUGUCGACCAUACUCGGAAGUACAAGGAAAUAAUGAAAGUGAGCUACGUAUUUGCAACCGGAGCUCUCAUCUGGUUUACUGCUGCGAUACGCUACGAAAACGAGGAGGUGCAGAUUGCUGCUGCCAUGUCAGUGUUUGGAUUUUUUGCUCUUGCCAUGUUGCCGGUUAGCAUGGAGUUGAGUGUUGAGUGCACGUUCCCGCACAUGUCCGAAGCCACCGCAGCAGGUCUUCUUUGGACGAUGGGGCAGAUUAUGGGCAUAAUAUUAGUCUUCAUCGGUCAAGUUCCUGGUCUUGUUACUCAGCUCAAUCAAAUACACGCUCCAAACAAUACUUGCUCGUCCAAGCCCAAUCCGACAAUUUCUACAACAACUAGAAUGACUCCGACUCCAAGUACUGCACAGGACACUGUUUCGGACAUGAUAAAUUAUUCCUGGAUGUUAUGUGGAAUAACAGCAUUCUUAGCCAUAGGUACAAUUCUGUUUUUCUGGCCGCAUUAUCGACGGAUUGAACGCGAAUAUGAAGUCAGUGUGAUGACUAACGAGUCUAGUGAAGGCGUAGACGACACUGUUAAUUGAAAGCUGUUUGGCGAUUAGUUGUGACUACAGACGGGUAUUUGAUUUUGUAUUUAAACUUAUUUAUGGAAUUUUGCUUUUAAUCUGAGAUUUAAUCUUAGAUUGAUUGAUUUUACUAUAUGUGUAUAUUAGUAUUAGUACCAAGUGUGAAUUUAGAAUCAGUUGAUUGGA